CUGCCUAUGACACGGUCUCUCUCCUCCCUGACACUCUCUCUGCCUGCGCCCGGCGGCUGUCUCUCGUACUCAGCAUCUCUCCUCUCCCUUCUCCUGCUGCCAUCAAGCGUCUCGCCCUGCGCUGAGCGUGCUCGCAUCCCUCACUGUCUCUCUCCCUGUGUGUACACUCUGCGACCUCUCCUCCUUCCUUCUGCAGCUGUCUCUUAUCUCUCAGCAACCCUGCUCGCAGCUGUCUCUCUCCCUCCCCUCUGCCCCCCUGCCCCCCUGUCUCUCCUCUCUCAUUAUGCCUCCUCUCCUCCCCAUUGCCUCUCCAACUCUGGCAUGAGCUCCAAGAAAGUUUCAGGAAACAGCCAAGGGAAGAAGAGUAAAAAGAAGCAAAGAAGACAGAAAAGGGCUGCUGACCGGGAGAUAGCUGGGGUCCCUGAAGCACGCAGUCCCAGCUUAGAGAGCCAGCCCGGGCUUCCGGACCCUAGCUUACAGGAUGUGCCUGUAUCUCCAGGGCCUCCACCUACGCCCCCGACACCAGUGUUACCUCCAUCUGGGCCACUGGGUUCUGACAACGAAGAGCAGGAAGAUCCUGUGGACUACUGCAGAGGAGGGUAUUACCCUGUCAAAAUCGGGGACCUCUUUAAUGGUCGAUACCAUGUAGUGCGGAAACUGGGCUGGGGCCACUUCUCCACAGUCUGGCUUUGCUGGGACCUUCAGAGGAAGCGUUUCGGAGCCCUGAAAGUGGUGAAGAGUGCGGUGCAUUACACGGAAACAGCCAUAGACGAGAUUAAAUUGCUGAAAUGUGUUAGGGACAGUGACCCAAGCGACCCCAAACGGGAGAUGAUCGUGCAACUUAUUGAUGACUUCAAGAUAUCUGGUGUGAAUGGUGUCCAUAUCUGUAUGGUAUUGGAGGUGCUCGGACACCAGUUACUCAAGUGGAUCAUUAAAUCCAAUUAUGAGGGACUCCCUCUCUUGUGUGUCAAGGCUAUAUUACGUCAGGUAUUACAGGGACUGGAUUAUCUGCACACCAAAUGCAAAAUCAUCCAUACAGAUAUCAAACCAGAGAACAUACUAAUGUGUGUGGGGGAGGGGUACAUCCGCCGCCUGGCUGCUGAGGCCACUAUGUGGCAGCAGUCUGGAGAGCCUCCACCCUCUGGAUCUUCUGUCAGCUCUGCACCCCCUUCACACCACAACAUGAAUGGGAAAGUUUCUAAAAACAAGAAGAAAAAGUUAAAAAGGCAACAAAAGCGACAACAGAAGCUGCUAGAAGAGCGUUUGAGGGACAUUCACAACAUGGAAGAGCUGGGACCUAGCAAUGGCUGUGGUGAAAGCCCCAUACCAGACCCGUGUCACCAGAGACAAGAGGAGCAGUCCUGGAGCUGUCAGACCAACCAUGAUACUGCUUGCAAGACGGAGAACCCUAUCCCAUCCAUCCCUGGGGACAGCGAGGGUGCAGAUUCCUCCUUAGGAAGUGACGGUACCACCUGUCUUGCCCAGAGCCCUCAAUCCUCCAGCAUGUACGAGAACUGCAAUGGUUUUGGCGCUGGUCCACGAUGUGUCAGUCCGGACACUCACACCUCUGGCUUCUCCAGUUCGGCCUUCUCUGUCACCUCAGGCUCUGCCAUAUCUGGGUACUCCGGAGGACGGGAGAGAGGAGGAGUUCUGUCUCUGGACUUGUCAUUCAAAGCAGCAGAUUUUCUGGUUAACCCCCUGGAUCCACAAAAUGCAGACAAAAUUGCAGUGAAGAUUGCAGAUUUGGGGAAUGCAUGCUGGGUGCACAAACAUUUCACCGAUGACAUUCAGACGCGGCAAUACCGAGCCCUGGAGGUUCUGAUUGGUGCUGGUUACGGAACGCCUGCUGAUAUCUGGAGCACUGCUUGUAUGGCUUUUGAGCUGGCGACAGGGGAUUACCUUUUCGAACCUCACUCAGGGGAAGAUUACACACGUGACGAAGAUCACAUUGCACACAUCAUUGAGCUUCUAGGAGAUAUUCCUCCACAUUUUGCACUGUCAGGACGUUACUCCAGAGAGUACUUCACAAGAAGAGGGGACCUUCGGCACAUACAAAACCUAAAGCACUGGGGACUGUAUGAGGUCCUUGUGGAGAAGUACGAGUGGUCACUGGAAGAAGCCACCCAGUUUUCUGACUUUCUUAUGCCCAUGUUGGAGUUUAUUCCAGAAAAGAGGGCCACAGCCGCACAGUGCCUGCAGCACCCCUGGCUGAACUCCUAACCACUGCUGUGCAUAUCUUCUGUGUGGGCGGCUUUGGCGAGUGGACGUCUGUCAUAUAAAGGACCUGAUUGUACAGAUGACGAACACUGUAUUAAUAAUUUGGAUGAGACUCCUGGUUAGUGGGUGAAGGUCACACCGUAUGAACCUAAACAGACACAUUGGCCACCUAUCCGCCAUCUUGGAGAGCAACAAUGAGAAUGACUGAAUGGCGUUGUGAGUGAUAGAGGAAAGCUGGGCAAUACAAGUGCUGAUGUAUGAGGGGGGUCUUUUCUUUCUCCAAUAGUGCUUCCAGCCAUGUCAAGAAAGACACAAGUUCAGAUAUUUUUGUUUUACAUAGUUCAUUUUAAAGUCUAUCUAUUGUUUCCACUUGUUGGAGGCGGCCAUUUUGUGAGCCAUACCAAUAUGCACGAGAAUAUAAUUGACAUCACUAAAGCAUAAUGCACUUUGUACCCCGUUAAUCAAUGAGUCACUAGUUCGCACUGAAUUCAUAAGGGCCCAUACAGAGCUGCUUUCUGCACUGUGAAUAGGCGAAGUGUACAGGCUAUAAGGGGAAAAUUGACAAAAAUGGGAGUUCUGUUUAAGAUGGUAUGUUGUCCUUAGCAACCAAUCAGAUUCUACUUCUCAUUUAUCUAGCACCUUCUAGAAGAUAUUACCUGGAAUCUGGUUGCUAUGGGCAACAUCCCAUCUUAAAUAGAACUCCCAUCUUAGUAAAUUUACCCCUUAGAGUUUACAGUGUACUUGUCACCUACACACAGUGAUAUCAACUGUUUUUGUUUAAACUAAUAUCUAGCCUAACAAUUUACUCCAGGCAUGUCCAAACUGCGGCCCUCCAGCUGUUGAUAAACUACACAUCCCAGCAUGCCCUGACACAGCUUUAGCAUUCUCUGACAGCAAAACUGUGUCAGGGCAUGCUGGGAUAUGUAGUUUCACAACCGCUGGAGGGCCGCAGUUUGGACAUGCCUGAUUUACUCAGACCAGUACCUCAUUCAGUGUCUCCGCAAUGGCCCUGAUUACUACAAGUAAACGGAUACUGGGCCUAAUUCGGAUUUGCACACAAACCCAAUUGUUUAUGUACAAAUCUGAUGUUUGUGGGUCACUGGUCUUCUAAACUGGGAGAGGAGGGGUGUGACCCCCACUUCUCGCAUUGUGUUGGCAUGCCAGGACCAGGUUCUGUGUUGUCAGACGCAGACUUGCUGGACCCAGCUAUAUGGAUCCUGUGGCAAGUCUGAAUAAGCUUUAGCUUACGCAGACUGACCUCGGACUGCUAGCAUCAUGAGUCGCGGCCGAUGAUCACGAUGGUGAUCCGACGCUGUGUCCUUAGGCGCAGCACUGGGAUCUCGCAGAUGCAGGCAGGAGGCAUCUAUCUCCUACUGCUGCAUUUGCAUUUUAUUUGUACGGCAUUGCACAGCUGCUUCCCUGCAGCUGUGCAAUGCGUUACAGAUCAGAAUCGAGCUGACAGGUUUCCCUUAUGCCAGUGGUUCUCAAACUGUGUGCCGUGCCACCCUGGGGUGCUGCGGUGCACUUGCAGGGGUGCCUUGGUUUGGUGGUCCAAGACCAAGUCUUGUCCCUCACCACACAAUUGAACCUAAGGAUGACAUAUAAACACCGUUUACUUACUGACAAAUUUAGAAAUAAAUAUUAAAUUAAGAAACUUUUGGCCUAGGGGUGCCACGAAAACAAAUCUGAUAGUCUUGGGCACUGUGACUCCAAAAAGUGUGCUGUCUAGUCAGACAUCAGUGGAGUACACCUGCUUACAUUGCCAAUAUUCAACCCUCACUAGUCACUGUUGUUAGCAAACCCUUCUCCUAAAGUUAACAAUGGCAUCUAUUAAAGGUAGCAUAUUCAUAAAGGGAACCAGUUGCAAUACCCAGACAUAUCUGACAUAAUACUUCCCUGUAUGCAUAUAAAUAUAUUUAUCAAAAUAACUGAGCCAAUGGUUAGUCCACCUAUGUUCGUUCCGUGAUAUCUAUAUCACCUGAUACUAUUGUAUCAUAUGGAACAUGGGUCAGGGAAGACUGUUGUAUUUCUCCCAGCUCCCAUAGUGGUAGGAAUGUUGGAUGAAAGAAUCUAUAACAGAUGUUCUAUUUUUAUGUUGUGACAUUAUUUUCUUAUCUUUUUUUUUUUUUUUACAUGACAGAAGUACAAAAGUAUAGAUUGUAUUGUGUAGGUGAACACGUGGACUGUUACCAAGUUCUUGUCCACAGACUGGACCUGUCCCCCCAACACGUAGUGGAAGCAGCCAUUUUGUGACCUACAUUAUUCAGCAUCUCAAUUCACUGGAAUGAGUAGUGAUGUCAUCAGUUCCCAGUCAAUUGAUUGGCUGCUUUCUCAUAAUUAAACCCACAAAAUGGUGGUUCCAAGUGUGGGCUGCAGACACGUCCACUGAAGUGACGGAAGUAGCCAGUGCGCCUGUACUCUGGGCAGCUAUUGCAGACUGAAGUUAGGAAAGUGAAAAACACUAAGGAAGACUUGUGAUUGUUGAUGUAGGGACUGGAAUAAGCUGAGUUUUUCUUCCUGAGGAUCGAAUUCACCUUAGUGCAUUAUGUGUAACCGUAUCCAGUAUCUAAUUUUCACAUCUGAUGUCAGCGUCAAGAGCCAUAUUAGUCAUUUGUCAGUAAUUAGCAGUGACCCACUGCCUAGACCCGACACAUUACACUGGACAAAUGCUGGUUCGCAGACAGAUAACUAUGUAAGUGACUAGACCUAUUUUAUACAAGUGACAGGCGAAUACGGACAUGGGUAUACUUAUACAGGAGCCAAAGCAUCUGUCUGACGCACAAUCUAAAACUCUACACCUGAACUCUUACCAGGUCAGAGGCUUCUCAGCACAACGUGUGGGUGACGCAAUAAACAAAACAAUGUAUAUUUAGUGUGCGUGACUGUUGUAUCAAAAAGUGGUUACUUGUGUGGACAAUGGCAUCUAAUGGGUUUUGAAUAAACUAUGCUUGUUAAAUACUCUGUCAAUGUAGCAAGUUAGGAAGGGGGAAGGGUGGGUCCCUGCCGGGUCCCUUCCUACCACCCGGAACAUCCUCUCCAUGUAGCUGUUUUGAAUGGGACUGCAUGGAUAGUGCCACUCGCAAUGUGAGCUGUCUGCGUUACCUGUUGUGGCUUGGUUUCAGAUAGCGGGUCUUUGUCGAAAAGUAAACAGUGUACCCAUAUAAGUAAUGCUGGAAAAUUACUAAAAUACGCAGAGAGGUUUUCAUACAUGACAAAAAAACAAAUUAUAAUACUAGGAACUGUGUAUUAUUCCCUAUUCCCUACCUAAUACUAAUGUAUCAAAAAUAAAGAUUAAUACAUUUUAUUAAAACUAAACUAUCCAAACAUUAUACAACAAUCUCAUCAUAUAAGUUUCAGGUUACUCAGUUUGUCAUACUCAUAGUAUUAUAUCAUAAGGCGCCAUGUUUGUGUGUUAGUCUCCUUGAUGUUACAUUUACCAACCCAAUAGUAUAAAGUUCCAUGACAGAAGAACAUUUAUUGGGUUCAGUUGGACUAAUGGAUCUUUAUCCUUCCCACAUUAAUAUCAUGCUGGCAUUCUGAUUGGAGACUGACUCCUGCACCCAUGGCCAGAGAGCGGUCUGUAGAGUCAGAGGUGCAGAGACUGAUUUUUGCACCCAUGGAUUGGGAGGGGGGUGGGGGGUUCUGCAGAGUCAGAGGUACAGAGGCUGACUCCUGCACCUAUGGCUGGAGGGGGAUCUGCAGUCAGAGGUUUGGAGACUGAAUCCUGCACCCAUGGCUGGAGGGGAGUCUGCAGAGUCAAAAGUUUGGAGACUGACUCCUGCACCCAUGGCUGGAGGGGAGUCUGCAGAGUC
Pseudophryne corroboree (corroboree frog) is the source of this 6029-nucleotide messenger RNA. RefSeq names its product SRSF protein kinase 3 (gene SRPK3). NCBI's taxonomy places the organism in Eukaryota, Metazoa, Chordata, Amphibia, Anura, Myobatrachidae. The record is from RefSeq and is a predicted model, not a curated record. The coding region runs from base 7 to 2220 and encodes 737 amino acids. The transcript has 16 exons. Gene Ontology annotation, molecular function: ATP binding; protein serine/threonine kinase activity. Gene Ontology annotation, biological process: peptidyl-serine phosphorylation; intracellular signal transduction; regulation of mRNA processing. Gene Ontology annotation, cellular component: nucleus; cytoplasm.